AUGUCCAGGAACCCCACCAUAAAGCGCAUCCUCAAGGAAGCUGCCGAGCUCGCGAAUAAUGCAUCUGCAGACUUUCACGCGGUACCUAUGGAUGACAACCUGUUCGAUUGGCAUUUCACACUACGAGGACCACCCGACCCCUCUCCGUAUGCCGAAGGCAUCUAUCACGGCCGCAUAGUGCUGCCAUCGGCAUACCCGCACCGCCCUCCCUCUUUUCGCUUUCUCACCCCAUCCGGGCGCUUCGAAAUCAAUCGUGAAAUCUGUUUGAGCAUAAGUGGCUUCCAUGAGGAGUCAUGGCAGCCGGCAUGGGGCAUAAGGACAGCACUUGUCGCAAUACGAAGCUUCAUGGACACAGUCUCUGCAGGCCAGGUUGGUGGGCUAGAGUGUGAUGCAAGUACGCGAAAAAGGAUGGCAGAGGAUUCAAGGAGUUGGAAGUGCCCAGCGUGUGGACAUACGAAUGAGGAGAUCAUGAAAGAGAGGGAGAAGCUUGCGGGGCCGACUGGGGAUCAGGCCAAGAAGGAUGAUGAUGUUGUGCCAGAAGAGCUGAGGCUAGCAUAUCGUGAAGACCUAGGAGCCGACGCGAAGAAGACAGAGUCGAAGGGCAAAGAGAAGGUAACGGAGCCGGAAGCUCCAGCUCCAGCAGCCGUUCCAGCAGAUUCCUCAAUACCACCUACGCAAUCCACAGUAGAAUCAGCACCUCCAUCAAGAAUGGAAACUACAAGAUCUCCGCCCUCCCUUCAGGCCCGGCCAAUCCAAGUCCCGCCGACCCAGACAACGCAUGCCACGACCCAACAACGCCAGGCAGCGCAAGCGACACCGCAAAACGCCAACAGGGCUGUCCCAGCGUGGGUAGACCCUGCAAUAUACGCCCUCAUAGCCAUCCUGGCAUAUCUGAUUCUGAAAAAGAUGGGUUGA
Messenger RNA from Pseudovirgaria hyperparasitica, 915 nucleotides. Its product is annotated as UBC-like protein. The transcript is spliced from 2 exons. Lineage: Eukaryota; Fungi; Ascomycota; Dothideomycetes; Acrospermales; Acrospermaceae. Bases 1 to 915 code for a protein of 304 amino acids. The record is from RefSeq and is a predicted model, not a curated record.